AAAACGUACUAAAACAAGCAAAACAAAAGAACUGUUCCUCUCAUCUGUGUGAAGAAUCACGUCUCACUAAUCUCUCCUCCCCUUUACGUUUCCCACUCCACACCCAACUCCGAAACCCUAAAAUCAUCACAAUUCUAAUAUCCGAUCAACUAUUUCAACACUGAAGAAUUCUUUGAUGAUUCAUCCUUCACUCAUAAAACUGAUCGAUUAUUUCACUUCAGAUUCAUCAAUCAAAUGAUCCCAAUUUGAUUUCACGUGUUUAUAGAACCCAAAUUUCGCUCGUUUUUUUGAAAAAUUGGAACCAAAAUUCAGGCGAACCUGAUUUUGUGGGUUUAUAAAACCCUAAUCACCCUCGAAAAUUCAGGAAUCGAAAUUCAGGCGAGUUUCAGUGGUGAUCGGAAUUCAGCAAGAGAGAGAGUGAGAGAGAGAAGCGAGCCAUGUUCUAUGGGGCGGUGGUGUGGGAUCCAUGGCUCAUCGUCGGCCAAAUUGUGUGCUUGCAAUGUUUGUAUUACGUAACACUGGGAUUAGUGUUUGCCCUUUUAGUUGGCACCAGGGUCUCCAGAAUGAGCCUCUUCUACUUCUUCGAUUACGCCGCGGUCACCGCUUCAACCGUCACCGGUUGGUGCGUCAUUGCUUCCUUUCUCCUUACUUCCCUUGCUGGAGCUGGUUACCUGCUUUAUCUGGUUGAGAGGGCAAAAAGGUGCUUAGAUUUUUCUGCAACAAUCUACAUCAUCCAUCUCUUCAUUUGUGUUGUGUAUGGUGGAUGGCCUUCGUCGUUUACAUGGUGGGUUGUUAAUAUUGCUGGACUUGCAAUUAUGGCAUUGCUUGGUGAAUAUUUGUGCAUAAAACGUGAACUUCAAGAUAUUCCUAUUACUUCUCGUUUUCGUCCAAUUCCUACAGAAGUAUGAUUGACCGGGGAAACUUAUGUGGUUGGCGGAGUUGUUAUUCUUAACUCGUAAUUGGUGACUUUGCUCUUUAAGACGCUUGUGGAGGAAACAUAAGAUGUAUAGAUUUUCAAGAAAUAUUCACGAGAAAGAUCGACUGGACCGCUUUACAUGGUGAUCUUAUUGUUUUGAUUGAUUCUACGCGGGAGCAGCACUUGGCAAGAGUUAAAGAGGUAAUUAGAAACAUAGAGCAUUCUCACUGGUUACUAGGUAUGCAUAACUUUCCAAGUUCUUGUAAAAUUUCUUAGAUAUCUUCCCAAGAGAAGCAUUUUAUUGUUCAUUACAUCAAAUCUGAAAUGGAUAUCUUGGUUGUCCAUUGUUUUUGGGGGUAAUUUCUUCCUGAUUAUAGAAAUAAAUUUUAUUCUUUUAUA
Molecule: messenger RNA, 1315 nt
Organism: Spinacia oleracea (spinach)
Lineage: Eukaryota; Viridiplantae; Streptophyta; Magnoliopsida; Caryophyllales; Amaranthaceae
Exons: 3
Coding region: 438-908 (156 amino acids)
Biological process (GO): protein localization to Golgi apparatus; Golgi to plasma membrane protein transport; Golgi to endosome transport
Cellular component (GO): Golgi membrane; trans-Golgi network
Source: RefSeq, a predicted model, not a curated record